Messenger RNA from Colletotrichum acutatum, 542 nucleotides. RefSeq lists its product as uncharacterized. The coding region runs from base 97 to 459 and encodes 120 amino acids. Lineage: Eukaryota; Fungi; Ascomycota; Sordariomycetes; Glomerellales; Glomerellaceae. The transcript is spliced from 2 exons. The record is from RefSeq and is a predicted model, not a curated record.
GCUCAGGCAGGUACCUCAUCAUACCACCACAGAAGCCAUUCAGAAGCAACACAAUCACGAGACGAUUACCACGUUCGUUUGACUCAACACUGCAAGAUGUCAGAAAGUCCUACCACUGCUUCUCGCAACCAAAGAGACCCUGGUAGUCCAACUAUCACGGGUAUUCCGUCCAUUUUAACAGUUCUUCGCGAGCCUGAGUCCUUCUCAACGAUCGACGACAGACGAGGGCAACAGUACCGUCAACAGUCUCCAGAGACUGCCUCCAAGUUAGCGCGUGAGACCCUCAUCAGCAUGUGUAAGACAAUUGGCCUGGUCGGCGCACAGCUUAACAAUGGGACGAAUGACUCCGACUUCCAGCUCAGGCAGCUCAUUCAUUUAGCACGCAACAUAACCAAGCGGCUUGACAGUCCUGAGCCAAACGGGCAAAACGGAUAUGCCGGCCCCCCUCGCAUGGAUUAGAUAAGGAAGUCUCUGAGUGUCGGAAAACAGCGAAGUCCUUCAUUUACAUUAUGGAAAGCCGGCAAACUGGAAGGAUCACGACG